UCACACAGCCCUCUGAGGGUUGGCACAGCCCCCUGAGGGGUCACACAGCCGGGCUCUGGUGUGCAGAGCAGGCGGGUGAGGCUUCAGCAGCAUCUGUGGCCAUGGCGUGGGCACAGUGGUCCAUGGCCAGCAUCGUCCUCCUGGCUCUCCAGAGAGCCCUGACAGUCCUGGUGUCCCUGGUGAUCCUGUUAUCCCUGAUAGCCCUGCUAGCCCCCAGGGCCCAGUCCCCCGUGGGUGAGUCAGGACCAUCAGGAGCAGCCAUGGAUGGAGGCAGUGAAGAUCCAGGUGCUGGAUCUGACUCUCCUGGAUUCUACGUGGCUUUUGAUUUGUUUUGGGAACUGCCAGCUCAAGGCCCAAAUGUAAGCGAGGCAUCUCCUGCAGGUUUGAAGAAUAAAACUGGAUUGGGAAACAUUUCCUGGCCAUUAAUGGAACAGUCUGAAUUCAUUACUUUACUGAAGGAAACACCUCCAGUGCUGAAUGCCGAGCCUGUGGAUAAGGAGGCACCUCAGGAAGGUCGUCAGGCAGUGCCAGUCCCUGGGGGAAGCAGUGAGGCCCUUCAGCCAACGGGGAUUUCAGAGCUUUGGGAAUAUCCUCCAGGUGUGGAAAAGAGAUUCAGCAGUGCUGAGGACACCAAGACAGACCCAAACACUGUGGAGGAUAUGGCAAGCACAGGCAUAGUUGAUGCUGAAAUCACCUGGAGUGUUAGAAGAGUGUUCCUUGUGUCUGUGGUCUGCAGCCUGAUUGCUCUGCUGCUGCUCAAGGUGGCCCCUGCAUGGGCAAAAGACAUAAAAAAGCACCUCACGGUUUUGAGAGCCAAUUCUGAGCUCCUGGACAGUGAGACCGGAGACAAGGAAGUGGCAGAAAUCUGAAUAAAGAUAAGAAGCA
Molecule: messenger RNA, 885 nt
Organism: Taeniopygia guttata (zebra finch)
Lineage: Eukaryota; Metazoa; Chordata; Aves; Passeriformes; Estrildidae
Source: RefSeq, a predicted model, not a curated record